AUGAUAUCUUCCAACUAUUUCAAGUUUAUAACCUUUCUAGAUGAGCUUACAGGAGCGUUAAUCACAGUUUUCAUCAUCUUCUCAACCAUAAGAACAUGCAUACGGCUCCCAUUCUCACCCUUGUACUCAAUCGCAAUACAAGCAUCAAUAACAUUCAUCUCCUUCCUCCUAAUAAACUUCAAUUCAAUAAUAAUAUUCCUAAACAAGUUUUUUAUAGUCUCAUAUAAAAGCAAAGGAAGAUUACACACCUCGAGAUUCAUAAAUGACCGCCGUAGAAGGCUAGGUAAGCCGCAAUUUCAUACACAUUUCAAAUAUUCAGUUUCAAAAAAACAAAGCAUACAAAAAAAUAGUAAAUCAUCGCAACCAUCUGAUUUGGAAGAUUCGGAACAGAUUCAAUCAGACAAUUCCAUCGGACUAGGAAGUUCACAGUAUUCAUUCGCGCACAAGUCGUCGUUAUUGCAUUCAUUGACGCUGAGAACCGACAGACCCUUUAUCAAAUAUGGGUCUGAUGAUAUCGGAUAUAAAGAUAAAACAUUAAUGACAAUUGGAGGAAGAGUAUUCAACGUAAGAGGAUCAAUAUCAGAAGAUCAUCCAAAAGAACCGAAAUUUGACAGAUUUGUGAAAUGCUUCCGAGCAUGGUUCAAACUACACCUGGUCAAAACAGUAUUAAUCAGCAAAAUAUGGGUCGUUUCAAGCCUACUAAUAACAUUGUCAUGGUUUGCAGUCUGGGAAUGGGCAGCAAUAUAUAUGAAUAGGGACGAAAAUGACCAUAACCUGUUACACUGGAGAAUGGAUUCAGUACCAAGAGAGUAUUGGCACCUUGAGUCUGCGUUUCAAAUUAUCUUCGGAAUAACAUACAUUAUGAACCUAUACGUAUACCCAUCAAGAUUCAAAUACAUAUUCUCAUUCUACGGUCUAAUUGACCUGACUAUGACUCCAGCAAUAACGGAAAUCAUAAUACUUGUCUCCUACUACCAUUUGCAUAAUGAUGGAAAACAAAUACGUAAUUUCGGACUUUUAUUUUUUGGAUCGUUGAGGUUCCUGAGGCUUUUCCAGACAGAGUACUUCAUAAGUAGAAGCUUUACAUGGAUCUCAGAGUUUUAUACAGUUUUUAUCGGAAUCACUGCCUCAAUCAUGGCAUUAAUUUUGUCGUUCUCUGGACUUUUGUUUCUUCUCGAAGCGCCAAAAAAUGAUAUCAACUUUUCUAAGCCGUUUGACUUUAUCUACUUCUCAGUGGCAACGAUGGCAACAGUUGGAUACGGUGAUUUCAGCCCUGUUACGCUUGCAGGCCGCAUACUGUGUGUAUUAUUUAUUGUAUUGUGUGUAACGAUAGCAGCAACGCAAUUCAAGAGGAUAAAACUAUCAACGACGGAAAACACACAUAAAAUUGGAACGGGGAAAAUCAACGAAGAAUAUGUAUUCUUUUGGGGUGCAAUUUCAGACUGGCAACUUCUGACAUUUUGCAAAUGCGUCUAUAACACAUACCAAACAUCAAUUGCGAACAUAGUUGUAGCCUCACCACUCCCACUUAAAUACUAUGAAACGGUAUAUAUGGCAGUGACACAGAACACAGGAAUAAAACUUAUCAUCUUUGGUGGAUCAUCAACGUUUAACACACCAUCGUAUAUAUCAAAGCUGCUAUUCAACUCAAAACACACUGUCCUGGUAAACGAUAUGGACUCAAAUUUAUCGCCAAAUUUCAAUGAAUAUAUUAUAAACGAUGAUAGAAGAACGAUUCUGAUCGGAAUGGCGACAUUAAACAUAUCAAAGCCGCUGGGAAUACCACUCUCAAUACAACUUCACGGCUCGGAAUACAAGAAACUCAUGUCAAAGUCAGAAUUUGAAGAUGUUUUUUACAAUAGGGACCUGAAGUACAGAAUGUUCUCGUCCAGCGUAUACUGUAGAGGACUGUUUUAUCUAGUCUCAUCGUUAUUUCACUCACCGACGAAUAUUAGCAGAAGUAAAGUCCAUGUUGAGGAAAUGUGCAACCUCUUUUUAUUAUCAGAACAACUCAAUCAAGUGCCGCAAACAAUUAAUAGAGCCUUGAAUAACUCUGAAUCAGUGGAAAUCUCAGUUUAUAACAUACAGAGACAAAUGGACGAAUUGUUUAGAGGAAUGAUGUUCCAAGCAUUCAAAAUGAAGUUCCCUAAAUCUGCACACGGAUCAACGUUUCAAGAAUUUGGAGAAUACCUAUACACUGAAAGGAAUAUAUUUCUUAUUGGGAUUGUGUUGAUGGAUAAUGAAUGCGUAUUGAACCCAGUACAGUACAUAAUAGGAGAGGAUUAUGAAAACUGCUGUGCGCUUGUCAUUGCUGAGUCAUUGAAUGACGUCAUCAGUGCGUCUACAUCGAAAUAUAACCCAGAAGAACGUGGAAUUAAAGAAUCACGAGUUUUAACUAAUAGUGUGAGAUCAAAAACAAUCUCUCAACUUUCCUUUAUAAGGGAAGUUGGGUCCCUGGGAGACUUGGUGAGGUACAGAGGUAUAUAUUCGGUGCACAGCUACUUUUACGCACAAGAAAAUAUAUUCGAAAACCACCAGUUUGUUCUAGUGUGCGGGUGGCCAUAUGAUUUGAGAGUGUUUCUAAGUUACCUUUUGAAGGACAAUAAUUACAACGUUGUAAUCUUGGCUCCAAGAGAGUCAGUUGAGGAAGAAGACCCAUGGACAUUGGAAAUGUAUAGUAACAAAGUAGCAUAUAUGGAUGGAUCACCGAUGGAUAUUACAGAUCUCACUAACGCAGGGAUCAAAGAAGCAUCAUGUAUAAUAGUAUUCAACUUUCACCAUACAAGGGACAAAGGGAGAAGAGAGAACCUAUCAAAAGAUUCGCAAGUAUUAUUUGUAAACAGACUACUACAUGAAAUAAUGGACGACGAAAAGGAAAUAAAAUCAAUGCUAAACAUAAUAUUAGAUGUCUCACACGCAUCAUGUCUGGAGUAUGUAGACCCCUCACUAAUAGUAAAUGUGGAUGUAACAUCAAAGGACUACGUCCAAAACAAGUGUUGGGAAAACUACGGAGAGUUCAUGUCCAGCUACGAGAUCGCCUCAGGGUGUAUCUUCGUCCAGGACAUGUUUUACUCAAUUCUAGCACACUCGAACUCAAAGUCCGAAUAUUCAGUAGUCCAUAAGUCAGUAGAAUCGAUGUUAGAUGGAGGAAGACUUGAGACUGAAGAUUAUAAAAUAAGCGGAGGAAAAAUAACACUGGAAAAUGUGCCCAUAACAUUCUACUCCAGAAACUUCGGAAAGCUCUUUAAAUACUAUCUGUCUGUGGAACAGAAGAUAUGUGUAGGCAUACUGAGGACAUAUCAAAUCCCAUUCGCCAACAACGACCUCAAACAAUUCAUAAUCGUGGCCCCACAGCGCUACCUUGUUAUACACCCUAACGAUCAGGUUUACGUGGUAACAAGGUCACAAGUUUUAGUUUGA
Theileria annulata is the source of this 3420-nucleotide messenger RNA. RefSeq names its product ion transport protein, putative. The coding region runs from base 1 to 3420 and encodes 1139 amino acids. The record is from RefSeq and is a predicted model, not a curated record. Lineage: Eukaryota; Apicomplexa; Aconoidasida; Piroplasmida; Theileriidae. The transcript has 17 exons.